Messenger RNA from Rhipicephalus microplus (southern cattle tick), 3157 nucleotides. Its product is annotated as aminopeptidase N. Gene Ontology annotation, cellular component: cytoplasm; membrane. Gene Ontology annotation, molecular function: zinc ion binding; peptide binding; metalloaminopeptidase activity. Gene Ontology annotation, biological process: peptide catabolic process; proteolysis. The record is from RefSeq and is a predicted model, not a curated record. Lineage: Eukaryota; Metazoa; Arthropoda; Arachnida; Ixodida; Ixodidae.
AUGAAACAGAUGACAGCAAUAUUUUGGAUGUUCAAAGGACGGGAUAUCAACGUGCGGGCGCUCAUUCGGCUGUAUGGCUACGCAGCAAUCAUGUCCAUAGCCACGGACGAUGACUCCGCUUCCGGUGGCAGCUCGAGCAGGGCUGCGGGAGGCUCGCACCGACGUAACGUCGGCGGCGGCCACGAGAUCUCGUCGGCAGCCGCCUCGGGUGACAGCGGAGACGCCAAGGCGCCGUUCUCGCGGAAGGGAGCCACUGUGGCGGCUAUCGUGUGCGUGGCCGGCCUGAUCGUCAUCUGGCUCCUGGUCAUGGGCGGCACCAAGAAGCCCACCGAAAGGCCACCUGCGCAUUCGCCUCCUCCGGCUAUGAUGCGCAAGCCGUUCAUGCCGCACAUGACCGACAGGAGAGGAGCGGCGUUGCCCGCGCCUCCUCCCAGGCUACCCCAGCCUGGGAAGCCGCCCUCCGAGAAUCUCGUGCCGCCGUCCCUCGUGAAGCCUCCGCACCCGGCGGCGCGAUUGCCGCAAAGUCCCAGGCCGAACGACGAGCGCAGCGUGCCACUCGUGUUCCCGGGGAGUCCGGCUGCAGCCACCGGUGUUCCGAACUCGCUGCCCGAGCGCCCCUACUCUCCCGACGACGACUACCUGCCGCCCCCGCGCUCCGACUUUCCCGAGAAACUGCCGCUCUACGUGGUUCCCCAACACUACGACCUCAUGAUCAAGGUUGUGAUGGAUGCGAACCGAGACCAGAAUUUCAUGUUCGGCGACACCUACUACCUGGGCAAGACGAUCGUGCUGCUGAGAUGUAUGAAGCCCACGCAGACGGUGUACCUGCACGCAGCCGGCUUCACCAUCAAGGAGCAGCAGACGACGCUCGUCCGAGAGGCCGACAAGACGUUCGUCGGCAUCGGCAAGAUGGCCAUCAACGAUGACCUCGAGAUGCUCAAGAUUGAGACGGACUCGCCGCUGGAGCUCAACGAGUCCUACUCGCUGUCUAUCGAGUUUGCCGGCGCCAUCAGGAACAUACCGCGCGGAAUCUACAAGUCCUACUUCAUCAGCGACAACGAACGCAUCACGGUCGUGGCGACGCAGUUCUUGCCCACGUACGCUCGCUGGGUGUUCCCGUGCUUCGACGAGCCCUCUCUGCGGACCACCUUCGACCUGGUGGUGGUUCGGCCCAGCCACUACCGCAGCUUCUCCAAUAUGCCACUCUCGAAAAGCGAGGAGAGGUCCCGGGAUUUCGUGGCCGACUACUUUGAUAGAACGCCUCCGAUGGCGACCCACAACUUGGGUUUCGUUAUUGGGCAGUAUGUGACAGCAGGAAAUGGAAUGAUCAAGGUGCACGGAACCCCGCAGCAGGUGCGCAACGCAGACUACGCCCUGCAGGUGGCUCCGAAGAUACUACAGUACUGCCAGGAAACCUUCAGUCUCAACUAUCCCAUCCCCAAACUCGACUUCGUGGCCGCCCCGAUUCUGCCGGCGCCGGCCAUGGACCAGUGGGGUCUGAUCACCUUCCAGGACGUCUACCUGACAUUCCGCAAUGACGACACGCCUUUUCAGAUGAAAGUCGACUCGCUACGGGUUAUCGCCAACAAAAUCGCGCAGCAGUGGAUGGGCAACCUGGUCACCAUGGCCUGGUGGGACGACAUGUGGCUCAAAGAAGGCAUCUCCCGCUACAUCACCUACACAGCGGCUAACAGGGCGGAUCCCCAGACGGACGUGGGCUUUACAGUACUCGAGUCCGAUGCUCACCUUGCCAUGGAGGCCGAUGGGUUCAACUCGUCUGCGCCUGUGUCGAGGCUUCUGAACACACCUGCAGACAUUCGGAGGCACAUCAACGCGGUCACACUAUCCAAGGAGCUGUUCAAGAAGUACAGCUACCAUUCCAUUCAUCCUCAGCAUUUAUACAAGGAAAUACACACGGCUCAGAAGGCCAUGUACGACCGGGUGACGGUCAACUUGACUACCGUGAUGCGAGAGUGGACGUACAAUCCCGGCUUUCCGGUGGUGUUCGCGAACCGCUCCUACGAGACGAACACAUUCUACCUUUACCAGAAGCGCUUCAUUUUCGGCAGCGGACCCGUUGACAAGCAAGUGCUCACUCCCUCCCAGCUUUUUGCAGCGCCGAGCAAGACUCAUUGGUUGCUGCUCAACGCUCAGGAGACCUAUUACUACAAGGUCAACUACGACAGGGCCAACUGGUUGUUGCUCGUCGGUCAGCUGGAGACGGACCACAAGGUAAUUCACGAGUUCAAUCGAGCUCAGCUCAUCGACGAUGCACUCGACCUUGCCCGAGGCGGCCAGCUGCAGUACGACGUGGCGUUCGAUGUGCUCGAAUACCUGCCCAAGGAGCGUCACCACGUGCCCUGGAACGCGGCGCUCACAAACUUCCAGAAGCUGGACCCGGUGCUGAGGCACACGAAGAUAUACACAAAGUGGAAGAGGUUCGUGAACCACCUGCUCUCAAAUCAGUACGAGCGCCUCAUGUCGGAGGAGAGCAAGGACGAAUCGAUGCAGAUAUCGGUGCCGCACUCGUACCGUCCCCUCGUAUUCUGUCAGGCCAUCAAGCACGGAAACGAAGAGGACUUCAACUUCCUGUGGAAGCACUACGAGUUGUCGGCCAACACCCAGGAGCGCGUGGUGCUGCUCAAGGCGCUGUCCUGUACCACCGACUUGAAGCUUCUAGAGAGGUUGGACAUGGAUGAACUUACCUUGAAUAUUAUGUCGACGCUGCUGCUACAAUUGGUGAACAAGAACUCCGGCGUGGAGACGACGCAGAAGGCGGCUAACCUGCUCAACGCCAUCUCAAGCACAAGCAUAUCGGGAAGCAAGAGCGUUAUCCGCUUCAUGACCGAUCACCAGGACACCAUGUUCAACCGGUUUGGCACCCUCCAAGGUCUUUUCGAUUCCAUCUUGCAGACGGUCGUGGACAACAUCAGACAUGAAAGCGAGCUAGAAAAGCUUCGCGAAAUCUACGAGCGUACCCGAGACGUGCUACCCAGUGAAGAGGAGAAGGUGCUGCACAUGAUCCAGAACGCACGCGAGCACAUCCGCUGGAUUACGUACUAUUACCGGGACGUCGAGUUGUGGCUUGACAAGCGCUUCGUACUAGACCACCGGGAAAGUGAACACGUGAAAUAAAUUGACACACAUGUAAUUUUUG